Synchiropus splendidus (mandarinfish) is the source of this 11084-nucleotide messenger RNA. RefSeq names its product cadherin-related 23 (gene cdh23). The coding region runs from base 127 to 10230 and encodes 3367 amino acids. Gene Ontology annotation, molecular function: calcium ion binding; cadherin binding. Gene Ontology annotation, biological process: homophilic cell-cell adhesion. The transcript has 68 exons. Gene Ontology annotation, cellular component: catenin complex; plasma membrane. Lineage: Eukaryota; Metazoa; Chordata; Actinopteri; Syngnathiformes; Callionymidae. The record is from RefSeq and is a predicted model, not a curated record.
GAGGAGGGGAGGAGGAGGGAGGGAGAGAGGUAGAGGAGGGAGCCAGACACUUGGAAACGCUUCACAGCGGGACAAGCAAUCGAAUCUAACGGCGCUCAGCAGCCACGGACACGGACGAGGAAGGUGAUGCCGUGGAGCGUGGAUUCGGGUGGCAUGAUGUCAUUUGCCAAGCUCCUGCUGCCCCUCGUAAUUCUCAACUCUUACUGUGAAGCUUCCAACCAGCCGCCGCGGUUCCUGAACUACUUCUUCUCCACAUAUCUCCUCAUCUACGAAGAUAUGCCCGUUGGUUCGUCUGUGGCCCAGCUGAAGGCGACGGACCCAGAAGGGGAGCCCCUCAUAUACGGGGUGUCGGGAGAGGAAGCAAUGCGGUAUUUUUCAGUCAACAAAGACACUGGAGUUGUCUGGCUACGACAGCAGCUGGACCGGGAGACCAAGUCGGAGAUGCAGGUUGAGUUCUACGUGAGUGACAUCCAAGAGGUGGUGAAAGACACCGUAAACAUCCAGAUCGGGGACGUGAACGACAACGCGCCGAUCUUCCACGGCCAGCCGUACACCGUCCACAUCCCAGAGAACACACCGGUGGGCAGAUCCAUUUUCAUGGUCAACGCCACAGAUCCAGACCAGGGCACCGGGGGCAGCGUGCUCUUCUCUUUCCAGCCUGCUUCUCCUUUCUUCUCCAUUGACGGUGCUCGGGGGACAGUCACUGUCAUCAAGUCCCUGGAUUACGAGAUGACCUCGGCCUACCAGCUCACUGUCAACGCAACUGACCAAGAUAAAGUAAGGCCGCUUUCCCGUCUGGCCAACUUAGCCAUUACCAUCACCGACGUCCAGGACAUGGACCCCAUCUUCACCAACCUCCCCUACAGCACCAACAUAGAAGAGGAUGUCCCACUGGGUUAUGAAGUGCGCAAGAUAACAGCCAUUGACCAGGAUCUGGGUCGACCAAGGGGCAUCGGCUACACCAUCAUCUCAGGGAACACCAACAGUGUUUUCGCUCUGGACUACAUCAGCGGAGCCUUGACGGUGAACGGACAACUUGACAGAGAAAACCCACUUUACUCUGCAGGAUUCACUCUGACUGUCAAGGCCACGGAGCUGAAAGAUGACCGCAGCCCGUCGGACGCCACGGUGCGGACCACCUUCACCAUCCUGCUUAUAGACAAGAACGACAACGCUCCCAAGUUCAACAGCUCUGAGUACCGGGUCCGCAUCACUGAGCUGGCCCAGGUGGGCUUUGCUCUGCCUCUCUUCAUCCAGGCUGAAGAUAAAGACGAGGGGGUGAACAGCAUGUUCCAGGUGUUUCUGACUGGGAACAACUCAGAGUACUUCACCAUCUCCCCGACAGCGGUUCAGGGGCGAGCCGACAUCAGAAUGAGGGUGGCCAUGCCGCUGGACUAUGAGAACAUCCGCACCUUCGCCUUCUCUCUCUAUGCUAACGAGUCCAUGUCCGACCACGUGGGAUUCGCACGGGUCUUUAUCGACCUCAUCAAUGAGAACGACAAUCGACCCAUCUUCAGCAAACCGCUUUACAACAUCAGCCUGCCUGAGAACACACCCAGUGGGACCUCCCUACUGCGCAUCCUGGCUACAGAUGGAGAUGCAGGCACAUUUGGCGUUGUGCGUUACUUCUUCAGUGACGAACCAGACCAAUUUACAUUGGAUGCUGUGACCGGCUGGGUGAUUCUGAGAGCCAGUCUGGACUAUGAACUGAUGCGGCGCUUCACGCUGACCGUGCUGGCGAGGGACGGAGGCGGGGAGGAGACCACCGGCCGGAUCCGUGUCAAUGUGUUGGACAUCAACGAUAAUGCGCCGCUAUUCCAGAAGGAGGCGUACGUGGGUUCGCUGAGAGAGAAUGAGCAGGCGGUGCAGCCGGUGGCGCGGAUCAGGGCAACAGAUGAGGAUUCGCCUCCCAAUAACUUCCUGACAUACACCAUCAGUUCAGCCUCUGCCUUCCCCAACUACUUCAGCAUCAUCAUGGUGGAGGGCUACGCUGUGAUCAGCGUCAUCCGACCUCUGGAUUAUGAGCGAGUCCCCAACGGAGUCAUUCAUUUGACAGUGAUGGCCAAAGAUGGGGGAAACCCGCCGCUGAACAACACAGUGUCUGUGACUGUGGAGGUCAUUGAUGAAAACGACAACCCUCCCGAGUUCAGCAAGCCGUCUUACAUCGUCAAAAUCCCGGAGAACAUUAACGCCGGGGCAACUGUGCUGCUUGUGAAUGCUACUGAUUUGGACGCCUCUCGGGAGUUCGGCCAGGCCUCACUCAUCUACUCCCUGGAGGGCUCCUCUCAGUUCCGUCUCAACUCACGAUCAGGGGAGAUCACCACCACAGCCCUGCUGGACCGUGAGUUGAAGUCUGAGUACAUCCUCAUCAUCAGAGCUGUGGAUGGAGGCGUGGGCCCGCAGCAGAAGACCGGCAUCGCCACGGUGAACAUCACCAUCCUUGAUAUCAACGACAACGCCCCCUUGUGGAGGGACGAACCGUACCGCGCCAACGUGGUGGAGAUGAGCCCCAAGGAUACCGACGUCAUCUCGGUAUUUGCAGUCGACCCAGACAACGGGAACAAUGGCACAGUGGUCUACAGCAUCAGUCCUCCAAACCCAUUCUACAGCCUAAACAGCAUCACUGGCAAGAUCCGCACCAGCGGGGUAACCCUGGACCGGGAAAGCUCCAACCCCACGGACGCUGUCCUCAUGAGGAUAAUCGUCAUCUCUGCCGUUGAUCGCGGAAGGCCUCCACUGCGCGCCUCUGCGAGCACCACCGUGUUCGUCAACCUGCUGGAUCUUAACGACAACGACCCAACGUUUGUCAAUUUACCGUUUGUAGCUGAGGUGCCCGAAGGUCUGCCUAUUGGCUCCUCUGUUUUUAAGGUCCAAGUGGAGGAUCCGGAUGAAGAUAAGAAUGGUUUGAUAACCAUGGCGCUGCAGAUGGGCAUGCCUCGUCUGGACUUCCAUCUCAACACCUCCACUGGAGUCCUCACCUCGACAGCCACGCUCAAUCGCGAGGAGAUCGCACAGUACCACUUGAGGAUAAUCGCUUUCGACGCGGGGAAGUUCCCUCGCACCUCCACCUCGACGCUCACCGUGACAGUUCUGGAUAUAAACGAUGAGACACCCACCUUCAACCCCCGCUUGUACAACGUGUCGCUGAAGGAGAACGUCCCCCGAGACUUCAUCGUCGCUCAUCUGAGCUGCUCUGACAACGACGCUGGCCUCAAUGCUGAACUUAGCUACUUCAUUACAGGUGGAAAUCAAGACGGCAAGUUCAGUGUGGGCUUCAGAGACGGUGUCGUUCGGACUGUGGUGGGCCUGGACAGAGAGACGCAGGCAGCGUACACCUUGGUUGUUGAAGCCAUCGACAAUGGUCCAGCUGGCAGCAGAAGAACUGGCACCGCCACGGUGUUUGUGGAGGUGCAAGACGUCAAUGACAACAGGCCCAUCUUCCUGCAGAACAGCUAUGAGACAAGCGUGCUGGAGAGUGUUCCCCAGGGCACCAGCAUACUUCAGGUUCAAGCAACUGAUGCAGACCAGGGGGAAAAUGGCCAAGUCCUGUACAGAAUUAUCACCGGAAACAGCAAUAGACUGUUCAGCAUCGACCAGCAGUCGGGGCUUGUGACCAGAGGAGUCAAAGCUCUGGACAGAGAAGCGAGCAGCUCCCACGUGCUGGAGGUGGAGGCCUACAACAGCGACGAAGGCAGCAUGAGGAGCUCCGUCAGGGUGAUUGUGUAUGUGGACGAUGCCAACGACGAAGUUCCAGUGUUCACGCAGCAGCAGUACAACCGUCUGGGUCUGAGAGAGACGGCUGGCGUCGGAACGUCUGUGAUUGUGGUCCGGGCCACGGACCCUGACACCGGUGAUGGUGGAUCGGUCGCAUACGCUCUAGUGUCAGGCUCAGACCGCAAGUUCGAAGUGGAUGUCAGCACCGGCCUGGUUACCACCGUGGACUACCUGGACUACGAAACCAAGACCACCUACCUGAUGAACGUCUCGGCCACUGACCAGGCGCCGCCGUUCCACCAGGGCUUCUGCACCGUCUACGUGACUCUGCUGAACGAGCUGGACGAGGCCGUGGCCUUCUUCGCGACGAGUUAUGAGGCGUCGCUGCUGGAGAACAUCGCCACCGGGACGGAGGUGGUCCAGGUCCAAGCUCAGUCUGCAGACAACUUGAACCAGCUGACGUACAGAUUUGACCCUGAUACUUCACCUGCUGCUCUGGCGCUCUUCAAAAUCGACAGCGUCACAGGCCGGAUCACUGUGACGGGGCUGCUGGACAGAGAGAAGGGGGACGUGUACACACUGACAGUUGUGGCCGAUGAUGGUGGACCCAAAAAGGACUCCACAGUGGUGUCGGUGACCAUUUUGGAUGAGAACGACAAUAGUCCGGUGUUUGACAUCACGUCCGAUACGUCAGUGGACAUCUACGAGGACACCGUCAUGGGGAAGAAAGUGGCAGUGGUGCUCGGAAGGGACCGCGAUGCUGGCCUGAACGGACUGGUCAACUUCUCUCUGGUGGCCGGCAACAUGGAGGACGUGUUUAAGAUCAAGACGGUGAACCACACAUACGGAGAGGUUUACGUCAAUGCUCCUCUCGACCGAGAAGCUGUGGACCGCUAUUUGCUAAAGGUGCGCGCCACAGACAACGGUUCUCCUCCGCGGCACUCGGACCACUCGCUCACUGUCAACAUCCUAGAUGUCAACGAUAACCCGCCGGUGAUUGAAAGCCAGAGGGGCUACAACGUCAGCAUCAGUGAGAACGUCGGCGGAGGAACAUCUGUGCUCCGGGUGGUGGCCACCGACCAGGACAUUGGUUCCAAUGCGAUGCUGUUUUACUACAUCACUUCGGGAAAUCAGGACCUGACCUUCCGCAUGGACCGCGUCACGGGCGAGAUGGUGACCCGGCCGGCACCUCCCGAUCGAGAGCGCCAGCAGGAGUACCAACUGACUGUCACCGUGGAGGAUGACGGGACACCUCCAUUGUCGGCGACAACCACCAUCAAUGUUCUGAUUGUGGAUGAAAACGACAAUGCUCCAGAGUUUCCCGAGGAGGAGUACGUCACCGUCCUCAGCGAGGGUCCCGACACCGUGGGCGCCACCAUCGCCACAGUUACAGCCAUCGACCCGGACGAGGGACUGAACGGAACCCUGCGAUACGCCAUCGCUCAAGGCAACCUGGUCCAGACGUUUCACAUCAACAGUGUGACGGGGAGGAUUACCGCUGUGAAGGAGCUGGACUUCGAGAUCAGCAACGGUCACUAUGCUCUGGUGGUCACAGCUACGGACCAGUGCCCAAAUCCUGCUUAUCGCUUGACGUCCAGCACAACUGUGCUGGUGAACGUCUUGGACAUCAAUGAUGUGACGCCCACUUUCCCCAGAGCCUAUGAGGGACCUUUUGAGGUGACAGAAGGUCAGCCAGGCCCCAGGGUCUGGACGCUGAGAGCCAGCGAUGAAGAUUCAGGCCUGAAUGGAAAAGUGGAGUACAGCAUCACUGCUGGAGAUCACCAGAAUGAGUUCAUGGUCUCUCCUGUGGAGGGGGAACUCCGUGUGAGGAAAGAUGUGGAGCUGGACAGAGAGAGCACAGCGUUCUACAACAUCACCGUCACCGCCCGAGACCUGGGGACGCCCUCGCGUAACAGCUCGGUGGUGGUCGGCGUCAUCGUCUUGGACAUCAACGACAACGACCCGGUCCUUCUGAACCUUCCCCACAACACCAGCGUGAGCGAAGGAGCCGCCAUUCACACGUCCGUGGCCAGGGUCCGAGCACGCGAUGCUGACAGCGGACGCAACGCCCUGCUCACCUACAACAUCACCGCCGGCAACCUGGACGGAGCCUUCUACGUCAACGACACGACAGGUGUGGUGCAGGUGAAUCGACCUCUGGACAGAGAGCGAGUGGCCGAGUACAGACUCACUAUAACCGUCAAAGACAAUCCAGAAAACCCACGUAUUGCGCGCAGGGACUCUGACCUGCUGGUGAUCACAGUCCUGGAUGUGAACGACAACCGACCCGUCUUCACCAGGAGCAGCUACAGGGCCGAGAUCACUGAGAACUCUGCAGCAGGCACUCCAGUGGUGGUGCUGAACGGGCCUGUUCUGGCUCAGGAUAAAGACAUAGGGCGCAAUGCUGUGGUGAAGUACUGUCUGCUGGGUCCCAGGGUGGACCUCUUCACUGUGGACGCCACCACAGGGGAAAUUCUUGUGGGUCCAGAGGCGAAGUUGGACCGAGAGGCUUUUCUGGAGCCUCGUGUGGAGUUGUUCCUGGUGGCUGAGGACAUCGGGGGUCUGAAUAACAGCGUUCCUCUGACGGUCACCAUACUGGACCAGAAUGACAACCCGCCUGUUUUCAGCCCGUCCAGUUUCAGUGUUCGACUCCCGGAGAACAGCCCGACUGGUGUGGUGGUCACUCAGCUCUCGGCCACCGACGCUGACUCGGGGAUAAACGGCUGGCUGACCUAUCGACUGGUCAGCGGCGCUCAGGACCGCUUUGUGGUGGACUCCCUCUCCGGUGCCGUUCUGGUGGGCAACACCACCUUGGACAGGGAGGAGCGUGGGUCAUACCGCCUCGUCGUCAUGGCGACCGACCGCGGCACUCCUCCUCUGUCGGGGACGGCCACCCUGACGGUCAUCUUGGACGACGUGAACGACUCACGCCCUCGCUUUAUUGAGCCCAUAACCAUGAUAAACGUGAACGAGUCCACACCGCCUGGCGUCGUGGUGGCCACGCUGACGGCCGAGGAUCCGGACCUGCACCCCCGGCUGGAGUACUACAUCAUCUCAGUGGAGGCAAAGGACGAUGGGAACAAACCAGUUGAAGGCCUGCAAGAAUCCUUUGGCAUCGACUUACACACUGGUGCAGUGUUUGUUCGCAACCCUAUCAACAGAGAGCAGGUGGCAACAUUUGACAUCAUCGUGUCAGUCCAUGACAACGCCAGCGAAGUUCUUGACAAGUCCGGCAGCGUUCCCAACGCCCGUCUGACCAUAAAUGUUUUGGAUGUGAACGACAACGCGCCGCGGUUCCGACCCUUCGGAGUGUCCAACUUCACAGAGAAGAUUCUGGAGGGAGCUCAGCCAGGCACGACGCUGCUGUCUGUGUCAGCUGUGGACCCAGACAAGGGUCCCAACGGUCAGGUCAUCUACCAGCUGCUGCACUUACCCCGAGGAGGCUACGUGAGACUGGAGGACCCCUCCACUGGGAAGAUAGUGGCCAACAAGACGGUGGACUUUGAGCAAAUUCAGUGGCUGAAUUUUACAAUAAGAGCUCAAGAUCACGGCUCGCCCCCGAGGAUUGCUGAGCUUCCCGUUUAUCUCCGCAUAGUCGACGUCAACGAUAACAACCCGGUCUUCCUGCAGCCGUCCUAUCAGGAGCCGGUGUUUGAGAACGUGGACCUGGGAACCACCAUAGUGCGAGUCAGUGCCACCGAUGCUGACUCAGGACUCUUUGCUGUGGUUGAGUACAGCCUGGUGGACGGGGAGGGCAAAUUCGGAAUCAAACGGGCAACAGGUGAGAUAUACAUCCUCUCACCUCUGGACCGGGAGACCAAGGACCAUUACACCCUGACCGCCGUGGCCCGGGACAACCCCGGAGGCAGCUCCAACAACAGGCGAGAGAACUCUGUGCAGGUUCUGGUGACGGUUCUGGACAUCAACGAUUAUCGUCCCAGGUUCGCGGAGAGACGCUACAACACCAGCGUGUUUGAGAACGAGCCCAGCGGAACCUCUGUGAUAACUGUGAAAGCUGUCGACUUGGACGAAGGAGAGAACGGUGCCGUGCUCUACAGGAUGCUGGGAGCCCACUCUGACGCCUUCUCCCUGGACCCAAACACUGGUCUGAUUCGUUCUCGCCGUCUGCUUCAGUCGUCUGAGAGUUUCAACCUGACAGUAGUGGCGACAGACCAGGGCCGACCCCCUCUGUCUGGGACCGCCGACCUGAUCAUCACUGUCAUAGACGUCAACGACAACAGACCCGUGUUCGUAAGACCUGCCAACGGAACCAUCAUCCACAUAUCUGAGGAGCAGCCUCCAGGUCUGCCAGUAUACGAGGUCCACGCAACAGACUCGGACGAAGGAGUGAAUGGAGAAGUCCGCUACGGCUUCCUGCAGACCGGAGCGGGCAACAGAGACUGGGAGAACUUCCACAUCGACGCCAUUUCUGGAGUCAUCACCACGACGGUCAAACUGGACCGAGAGAAGCAAGCUCUUCUCAGCCUUAUCAUCGUGGCCCGGGACAUGGGCCAGCCUGUGCCUUAUGAGACCACUCAGCCUCUGCAGGUGGCGCUGUUGGACAUUGACGACAAUGAGCCGGUCUUUCUUAAACCGCCUCGCGGAGGUUUGCCUUAUCAAAAGCUGACUGUGCCUGAACACUCCCCGACUGGGACGGUGGUGGGGAACGUGACCCGAGCGGUGGAUGCCGACGAAGGCUCCAACGCCAUUGUUUACUACUUCAUAGCAGGAGGAAACAGCGAGGGCAACUUCGGCCUGAGUUUGGAGGGUGAACUGAAGCUGUUCCGAGACCUGGAUCGCGAGGAGACUCCGGUCUACUCCAUCAUCAUCAAGGCUUCCAGCAAUAGAGUCUGGUCUCCACCUAGAGGUCAAAGGGCAGCACGGGCCAAAGCCCUGGACCCCUCCCGAGACCCCAGCCUGCUGGAGGUCCGGAUCGCACUGGAGGACAUCAACGACCAGAAACCUAGGUUCCUAAAGUCGGAGUACACAGCAGGGGUCGCCGCCAACGCCAAAGUGGGAUCGGAGCUCAUCAAGGUCCUGGCUGUCGACAACGACAUCGGCAACAACAGUUUGGUCCAGUACCACAUCGUCACCAUCCGAUACUUCCAGUCUCAAAGUAACGGGAGUGAAGACAUGGGCAGCAUCUUCACCAUCGGAUUGACUGACGGAAUCAUCCGAACCUACAACCUCUUCACUGCCUACGACCCCGGCUACUUCCAGCUGGAGAUCCUGGCGUGCGACCUGGCGGGACACAGCACGACCACCAACGUCAACAUCUACAUCCUGCGGGACGACCAGCGAGUCAAGAUCGUCUUCAACGAGAUCCCCGACCUGGUGCGCGACAGCCAGGACGACUUCAUCAACCUGCUGUCCAACAUCACCGGGGCCAUCGUCAACAUGGACGACAUCCAGUUUCACGUGGACAAGAAGGGGCGGGUCAACUACGCCCAGACUGACAUGCUGAUCCAUGUUGUCAACAACCAGACCAACACCAUCCUGGACGUUGAGAGGGUGAUCCAGAUGAUCGACGAGAACAAGGAGCAGUUGAGGAACCUGUUCAGGAAGUACAACGUGGUGGACGUGCAGCCGGCCAUCAGUGACAAACUGCCCGACGACAUCUCCACGCUGCAGCUGGCCAUCAUCAUCCUGGCGGUGCUGCUCUGCUUGGCGGGAAUUUUGUUUGUCACCAUGAACUGGCACUAUCGCAGAGUACACCAGAGGAAGCUAAAAGCCAUCGUCGCCGGAUCCACAGGUAACCAGGGGCUGAUGGACAUCAUGGACAUGCCCAACACCAACAAGUACUCUUUUGAGGGGGCAAACCCAGUGUGGCUCGACCCGUUUUGUCGGAACCUGGAGUUGGCAGCUCAGGCUGACCAUGAGGACGACCUGCCUGAAAACCUGAGUGAGAUCACAGACCUGUGGAACAGCCCGGCGCGCACUCACGGAACGUUCGGCCGAGAGCCUCAAGCCAAGCCCGAGGACGAUCGGUACCUGAGAGCCGCCAUUCAAGAGUACGACAACAUCGCCAAGCUGGGCCAGAUCAUGAGAGACGGACCCAUCAAGGGCUCGCUUCUCAAGGUGGUUCUGGAUGACUACCUGAGACUGAAAAAACUCUUUGCAGCGCGACUGGUCAACGUGUCCACUGGUCAGGGAGACCACUCGUCCAUCUCCGAGCUGAUCCAGAGUGACCUCGACGACGAUGAAGACGAGCGACUCAGCAUGGGCGGAGGUCGCGGCACCCUGCGCUUCAAACACAAGCUCCCUGUGGAGCUGAAGGGUCCGGAUGGCGUGCACGUGGUGCACGGCAGCACCGGCACCCUCCUCACCUCUGACCUCAACAGCCUGCCAGAGGACGACCAGCGGGCCCUGGGCCGUUCUCUGGAGGCCCUGAACGCCGACGGGGGUCUUUACUCGGAACGGAACGCCCGCACCGAGUCCGCCAAGUCGACGCCGAUGCACCGGCACAAAGACGGCGACGUCCUGUCCGAGUCUCCGCUGGAGAUCACGGAGUUAUGACUAGCCGAGGCCUCGCUGGUCUGAGCUGCAGCCAGCUCACGCUUCGCCUCCGGUGAGAACCGCAGUGUGUGCGGCCGCAUCAGCAUCAGUGAGCGAGAGUCCACUCACCGCUGCUUCAUGCUGGGAUGAGCAGUUUGUUUGGCUUGGAAGGAGAAAAAAAAAUCUUUUGGCGCAGCACACACUUUCUUAGAGUCAUCAGGUGCCUCCUCAUCGACAGUCCGCGCACACUCAGACCGUCUGUGAGCGGCGGGAAAUAGAUGUUUUUAUCUGUGUGAAAGGAGAAAUCAAAGAGCACAAAAAUGUUUCUGUUGAUGCUUGGAAGACUGACGCUCCGAACCAAGACGGAGGAGCAACAUGGCCGAAGAGAGAACACCGUCCUCCUGCUGCUCUCCAUCUCAAGCAUGCACAGAACUCAUCGGCUCCAGACAAAAAAAAAAAAGGAAAAGUAACAGCAGUCAACAAACGCCUGCUUUAGGAUUACUCAAUGGAUUUUCUAAAUGUAUGAAUAGUUGAUUUUCUAAAUGUGAAGAUGGCACUGUGCCCACAGACUUCUCACUGCCACUAGAGGGAGUCAAGACAAGAUGAGCAGCGUUUUGCUUUAUUUUUUUAUUUUACAAAAGAGGUCAUGGAGUUCAGAUAUUUUUGAAGAUCAAUGCUGACUUACCAAAACAGAGUUUAUUUGGAUGUCUGUGGAUGUAAGUGUUGCUAUGGUGACAUGUUUUUUUUAUUUGUUUGGAGACUGACAGUGUUUCUGAUGAGUGGUGUGUUUUUAAAAUUAAUUUUUUAUAUUUCCAUUUUGUAUGUUUUUAUUUGUCAUUAUUGUCACCAACUGAGAUCUGUGAUAAUAAAAUAAA